UAAUGGGUUUGGCGAGCAUUUGAAAAGCAGAGGCCACGGGUGAAGCUGACUUGUGACCCCAUUUCAAAUUCUGGCAAAAAGGGGUGUUAGAAAAAUGAACAAAACAGAUGGUAAAGAGAUUAUACCAAUUAAAAAGGAUGAAAAAGCAAAUGAAAGCUGUCCAUCUCUUGCCUCCUUUCUUUUAAAACCAUCCAUCUCUCGAGAGACUCAUUAACCGUUUACGCUUCAUCAACCUCAAGAUCUAAAAGAAAGAACCGGCAAGAAGAAGAAAGUGAUCCAGUGGUUGGCUUAGUAGAAAGAUGAAAGCGAGGGAAGCCAACAAAGGAGCUCCAUCAGCAGAUCUGUUGGUGUGUUUUCCUUCUAGAGCCCAUCUUACCUUACUGCCCAAGCCCAUUUGCAGUCCUGCAAGACCAGUAGAGCCCAGCAAACGCCACCACAACCACAGCAACCGUCACCUCCGCCACCACCACCGCCUGAAGAAAUCUAGCACUAGAGGUGGUAGUGGUGGUCAAGCUAGCCCGCUGUUAUGGGCCAAAAACAAGCAAAUGGGCUCGGAGAUCUCAUCAGAACCAACUUCACCGAAGGUGACCUGUGCUGGGCAGAUCAAAGUCAGGCACAAAACCGUUGCAUGCAAGAGCUGGCAAUCAGUCAUGGAGGAAAUUGAAAGAAUUCACAACAACAGGAAACACAAGAAAAGAUCCUCUUGGAUGGAUUCUCUUGGAUUCAAGAAAGAUAUAAUGCAAUUCUUGACAUGUUUAAGAAACAUAAGAUUCGAUUUUCGAUGCUUCGGGUCCAUUCCUCAGUCAGAUAUCACUACCGAUGAAGAUGAAGAGGAUGAAGAAGAUGAAGAAUUUCGAGAAAAUCACGGUGGAUCUGGGGCAAGUGAUGGCAAUGAAGGUUCAAGUACCAUGUUUUCUAAAUGGUUCAUGGUGUUACAAGAGAAUCAAAACACCGAGUUUUGCAGAGAAAAGAGAAAAGACAAAGAGAAAGAGAAGCCCUGCAAUGAUGAGCCCAUUGCUACACCUUCCGUUCCUCCUCCCAACGCUCUGUUGCUCAUGCGGUGCCGUUCUGCUCCUGCAAAGAGCUGGCUAGAAGAGAAGGUAGAAGAACGGGAAGAAGAUGAAGAAGAAGUAGAAAACGACGAUGAAGAAGAAGAAGAAAAAGAAGAAGAAGAGGAUAGGAAAACAGAAGAGAAGAAAGGAAGGAGUUUAGAGGCAUUAAUGGAAGAAGAAAAAAGAAAUAUGAAGAAAGAGAGCUUGGUGGUUAUGAGAUACGACACCAAUUUCUACAAAAUCUCAUCUGAUAUAGCAAAAGAAACAUGGGUUGUUGGUGGAAUGAGAGAUCCAUUAUCAAGGAGUCGAAGCUGGAAGAGAUGAUGAGCCUCGUACGAAACUGUCUUUUCUCAUUUCAAAACGUAUAAUUGGAGUAAUUUUCAACUUUUUCUCCGUUCAACUAUUUCUUAUGCACCCUUUUCAAGAAUUUUUCUUCCUGGGUUCUUGUGUGGGAAUUGGGAAAUCCAAUCCUGAUCAGGAUUUAUAGCUUUCUUUUGUUGUUUCAUUCUUGAUAAGCUUUGAAGUUGAAUUACAUUUGUAAUUUUUGUAUAGCUCUUCUUUGCUUUUUCCAUGGAAAAGGAUUUUGCUGCCAUGUACAUCUUGUGUUGUACUUUCUCAUCUAAUUACCUUAAUUGAGAAUCUAAAUAUGAUCUUUAUAUAGCUAAUAUUAUCCAUAAUCUGCUUGUAUCAUGAAUUUUUGGAGUUUCAUGAUUCUUAGUUUAUCCAAUUGUGCUUCCACGUGUAUGCAUUCCUGAUUUCCUGACAGCUGCUACAUAAGUUAAAUUGUUAAUAUUGUUGAUUCAUGCGUGUCAAAAGUGAGGUUAUGCAACUGUUUCUGCUUUCCACUUGUUCCCAUGGCAGAGAAUUAUAAUCUUUAAAGUUCGAACAAAGUCCAGGAAUUAGCCUGCAGCUGCAGGAGCCGAAGAAUGUGCAUGGCCCUGCCUUAUCAACCAACAGUAGUAUUCACUAAAGCAUACACAAGCUUUUGAGUUUCAGCAAUGUUGGCCCACUAUACAGGAGAGGAGAUGGUGGUGAAACAGUGUUAAUUGAUCAGAGCAGGAGUUGACAAUAUUCUCCACCCUCUGCAAAAGAAGGCCGCCAACCCAAUAAUUGGUGCAGUGUAGUUCACAUGGCUGCAAUCAGCAAGCAAUUAACUGUAUUUCACCGUUUAUGUUUCCAUUGGAAGAAAAAAAAUUAGAUGAAUAAGAGGUCACGGGUGAGAAAGUUUGGAGCAUAAUUAUGUAUCCAUGAGCCAAAAACUGAUUAAUUCUCUUGAUACCUCCUCCAAUACAUGUGGCUUAAUUCUUGCUC
Molecule: messenger RNA, 2363 nt
Organism: Manihot esculenta (cassava)
Lineage: Eukaryota; Viridiplantae; Streptophyta; Magnoliopsida; Malpighiales; Euphorbiaceae
Product: retrotransposon-like protein 1
Exons: 1
Coding region: 300-1376 (358 amino acids)
Source: RefSeq, a predicted model, not a curated record